UUCUUCUAAUUGUUGUUGUAAUUAUACUGUGCUAGUCCAAAAUUAUGUGAAAAUGCAUGUACAGUUUUAGUGAAAUACCAGAACUUAUGUCUCAUUGCCUACAGAUCAUGUGACCGACCUAGGGUAGAUCUGAAUUAUUAUUAUUAUUUUAUUUGCUAUUUUGGGCCACAAAGACGUUCACACACACACACUUACAAAUAAAAAUUUAAUUUAAAAAACAACUUUUACAAAAGGAUACUUUGGGCAUCAAGGGGCAAAGGGGCAGGUGCUCCAGCUCCCUCUGCAUGUGCCUGACUGCAUUGAGGAUAUCAUGACUUUUGACAGCUGUUGUUUGCACACUAAACAAAUUGAGGUUUUUUUUUUAUUAUUUUUGUUUGGGUUGGGCUAUAUUUGCAGCCCUUUAUGCUCUGUUUCAAAAUACCGGUUGGCUCUGCUAUGCAACAGGUUCACUGUUCUGUGUAAACUGAAGUUGUUUGUGCUUUCCUUUCAGGUGUAAUUUUAUCCCCCAGCCAGCAUAUCGCUCUGACAUUGCCUGCCCGUCGAAUGAAAGGACAGUUUUUCAAAGUCAUGAGUGGUCACAUUCUGAGAGCAAGAAAUGUGUGGAUCUUCUGCUGCCUUGUGCUGCUUGUUCUUGGUGUCAUUUCCUUAAACUCAAGGUACUUAACAGACACUAUAAUGAGGACGGAUCUGCCGGUGGCCGUUACAGAAUCAUCAAGACAAUAUGUUAAUGUGGACGACACGCUCAACUUUGAGGCCAGACCAGCAGUUCAGACACGCACAUCUUGGAGAGCUCCGAUCAUCUGGGAGGGAAUGUUUGACCCCAAAGUUUUCGACCAAAAGCACAUCCAAGAAAAUUCAACAGUGGCCCUCACCGUGUUUGCUGUGGGAAGGUACCUGGAUGCGUAUCUGAAGACUUUCCUCAUGUCAGCAGAACAGCAUUUUAUGUUGGGAUUACCGGUGACGUAUUACGUGUUCACAGAUUUACCAGACAAGGUGCCGAACAUCACAGUCGCUCCUCAGCGAAGCCUGAAAGUCAUGCAGAUAUCGAAGCACAACCGGUGGCAGGACAUCUCCAUGAUGCGAAUGAAGACGAUAUCGGAAGCGAUCGAGUUGGAGCUCCGUCACCUCUUCAGAUACGUCUUCUGCUUUGACGUGGAUCAGGAGUUUAAGGGGAGGUUCGGCUCUGAGGCUCUGGGGGAUUCUGUGGCCUUGCUCCAUGCCCACUAUUACAAAGCAAAGGAACCUGCUUUCACCUACGACAGAAACGUCAAAUCCAAAGCCUUCAUGAAAACCGGAGAUUACUACUACCACGCUGCCAUCUUUGGAGGCACAUGGGAAAAUGUGAAGCAUUUGGCAGAUGCCUGCUACCUGAACAUCAUGGAGGAUAAACUGAAUGACGUGGAGGCUCUGUGGCACGACGAGAGUCAUCUAAACAAAUACUUUUGGAUUCAUAAACCAAGCAAGCUGCUCUCCCCUGAGUACUGCUGGGACGAAAGCAUCGAUGAUAAGUCGGACAUCCACAUCUUCCGCCUCGUAUGGGCGCCAAAGCAUUACGACACACUUCGUACUUCAUAGAACGGCCAGACAAUCACAACAGAAUACUCUUUAUGAGGAAAAGUGUACAGCUAUUUACUACAAGCUUCGGAUCGGUUCUUACACAC
Messenger RNA from Acanthochromis polyacanthus (spiny chromis), 1661 nucleotides. RefSeq names its product N-acetyllactosaminide alpha-1,3-galactosyltransferase-like. The coding region runs from base 544 to 1575 and encodes 343 amino acids. Gene Ontology annotation, biological process: carbohydrate metabolic process. Gene Ontology annotation, cellular component: Golgi apparatus; vesicle; membrane. Gene Ontology annotation, molecular function: hexosyltransferase activity. The transcript has 5 exons. The record is from RefSeq and is a predicted model, not a curated record. Lineage: Eukaryota; Metazoa; Chordata; Actinopteri; Pomacentridae.